AUGGCCGACAUUGACGGCGCUUUUGUCUCCGUUAAAUUAUGGUCGAGGUAAGGAAGGCUUUCUCCUAUCAUAUAACGACUUUUUAGAAGAGAGUCACGAUUAUGGACAAUAAACUUCUUCAUGGGCACAUGCGCAUUAUAUGCGUCUAGAGUAGCGUUGCCAAUAUGCGCAUCUGUGAUGGCUCAGGAAUAUGGAUGGAACAAAACAGAUUCGGUAAGGCAGUUUUUCUAGAUUACUUAUUUUUUAGGGAACGAUAAUGUCAUGCUUCUUUUGGGGCUACACGAUAACACAGAUAAUAGCCGGAAAUGUUGCCGAUAAGUAUGGGGGAGAGAAAAUCUUAAGCCCGACCACUUUAUCUUGGGCACUGCUCACAUUCCUGACUCCUCAGCUUUUUGACUUUGCUUAUUGGACUGACUCUCCACUUUUCUUCUUGUUGUUGAUAAGAGUGGCCACUGGAAUUGGACAGGGAUUCCACUUGCCGAGUAUGGCCAGCAUUGUUUCCCGCCAUUUGACAGCUGCUGACAAAGGUCGGGUCUUCGGAAUUUGUUUGGCAGGAUCCCAUUUCGGGUAAGUAUUAUUAAUAUAAUAAAAGAAUAAUCGAAUGUUUAAAUAUAAUUAAGUUUUCAAAGUUGACUGUGUUUCAGAUCUGUAGUUGCUGGAGGAUUCGGAUCCAUUUUACUUGAUUGGUUUGGAUGGCGAAGUCUUUUUCAAUUCGUUGGUGAGUUAUCUUUGCUAUUGUGUUUACUCUUUAGGCAUAUUGAGUAUAAUUUGGUGGGCCUUUUUUAAAUGGCUAAGUGAGAGCUCGGUACGAGGGAUUGAGAAAAGAGGGCUGACAAAGGCGAAAAACUCUGAAGAAUCGCUUCUUCCGAUAGAGAAUCUGAAGAAAAAGACAGAUCAAGGUGUGCCUUGGAAAACAUUAUUUUCACAUCCCUCAUUUUGGUGAGUCAUGACAUUAUUAUUUUCAUGAUAUGUUUGUUUUUCUAUUUUUGUAUUUUUCACGUGGGUGUACUUUUUAGGGCAGCAUCAGUUGCGCAGUACUGUGGUGCCAAUGCUUACUUUACAAUGUUCAGCUGGUUACCCUCGUACUUUUCGGAUAAUUUCCCAACGGCCAAGGUUAGUUUUAAAGUUUAUUUUUUAUUGUUCUGGAUCAAAGUUUUUGCCGGAUUAUCCGGCUUUCAAGAGUGGAUGAAGGAAAGUUAUGCCGGAUGUAUUUACGUAAUAUGAUGGCUUACGUUUCCAGGGUAUUAUCUACAAUGUCGUACCAUAUUUGGCGAUCGUGGUUACAUCUUUGGCGGCUCCGUUCAUGGCGAGUCGUCUGCUGAGUAGUGGGAAGAGUGUAACAUUUACUCGUCGUUUUAUGGAAGGCUGUUCCUUGACAUUAACAGCUCUCUGUCUUCUGACCGUCUCCUUCUCGGGCUCCUUCUACUGGUCGUUAAUCGUGUUCACGCUGGCGAUGGCUUCUCGGGGAUUACAUCAUGGAGGAGUUUCGGUUAAUCCCCAUGACUUUGCUCCAAACCAUACCGGCGCGGUGUUCGGUGAGUAUUGUGGAAGCGUGUUAAUUAAACGGGCGGCCCAUGUUUUAAUGGGUCUUUCGAGUUUGUUUUUAUGAAAUGCGAUCUCCCACGGCCCAUCCCCGCCAUUUAUGGGAGUCUCAUAUUAUAUUAGCCUCCUAUCAAAUUAACUAAAGUGUUAAUUGAAAUAUUUCCAGGGAUCUUCAACGCCUUCUCGGCAGUGACUGGGUUCAUCGGAGUGUACGUGGCGGGAUGGAUCCUCCAACUUAGCAACAAUAACUGGAUUUAUGUUUUUCUAAUCACCGCCGUGCAAUGUCUGUUCGGGGCUGUAGUUUUUUGUCUUCUGGGAACCGGAAACAAAAUAAUUUAGUCUUCAGAAUGCGGGUCUUUUGUUCGGUUGCAUGUAAUAUAGUCGCUAAUAUAAUAUAAUAUGAUUCGCGGUGCCUUAUUUCCCUUAUCUGGCCUUUUUCCUUCUUUUAGUACCGGUUCCGUCCCUGAGGACCUUGGUCUUCAUCUCCCCAUUCGAAAGAAAACAGCCUCAGGGUUUCCUCGAUCGCGCCAUGCUUGAUCUCCCUUACUGUACCCUUUCCCCAAUUCAAUGA
Molecule: messenger RNA, 2113 nt
Organism: Bursaphelenchus xylophilus (pine wood nematode)
Lineage: Eukaryota; Metazoa; Nematoda; Chromadorea; Rhabditida; Aphelenchoididae
Source: the annotation of a GenBank genome assembly